AUGACUAAAAAGAGAAAUCAUAAAACUAAUAAAAGAGCAUUAACUGAGAAAAAUUAUCAAGAUAAUAUAGAUGAGAUAUUUGAAGAUAAUAGAAGAGAGAAAAAAUAUUUAGAGAUAAAAAUAAAACUUCUACUUCUAAUAGAAAUCCUAAAAAACUAUUUUAACAUUAAUAUUGAUGAGAUUGAUUGCAAUCAUAUUUGUCAGAGAAAAAGAUCAUCAACUUCAAAUGCUAAUACACAUCUUACAGCUGCACACAAUAAAACUAAAUCUACACAAUUUUAUAAUGAAAUUUUCAUAGAAAAUGAGUCACAAUUAUCACCUCUAGAUAUAAAUACAUAA
Funneliformis mosseae is the source of this 339-nucleotide messenger RNA. NCBI's taxonomy places the organism in Eukaryota, Fungi, Glomeromycota, Glomeromycetes, Glomerales, Glomeraceae. The record is from the annotation of a GenBank genome assembly.